AUGGCAAACUCCGGGCUCCAGUUAUGUGCGUUCAUCCUGUGUGUUUUGGGCUUGCUGGGCAUCAUAAUAGCCACAGUGACUAAUGACUGGGUGAUCCAUUGUAAAUAUGGCCUGAACACCUGUAAGAAGAUGGACGAGCUGGGAGCCAAGGGGCCGUGGGCGGACUGUGUGUUAUCCACUGGGGUCUACCACUGCUUCUCUCUGUCGCAGAUGCUUGAAUUGCCAGCCCACAUCCAGACCACCCGCGCCCUCAUGAUCACGGGCUCCAUCCUGGGACUGCCGGCCCUCGGUGUCAUCCUCAUGUCUCUGCACUGCAUCAACGUGGGCAACGAGCCUCAGAGCGCCAAGAACAAACGCACCGUGAUCGGAGGCGUCAUCACACUUAUCAUGGGUACAUACUGCUGCUGCUACUACUGA
Molecule: messenger RNA, 417 nt
Organism: Knipowitschia caucasica
Lineage: Eukaryota; Metazoa; Chordata; Actinopteri; Gobiiformes; Gobiidae
Source: the annotation of a GenBank genome assembly